AUACUUUUAAAAAUGUAAGCGCGAAAUAAUGAAGUUAUUUACCAGCGUGCGCAAUAGGAGACAAAAAACCCAUACACCCAAAAAUUCUACCUAAUAGCCCCACACAAAUAGAAGAGCAACAAAAAAAAUGCUUGCCAUUAGAGAAACCUUAAUAAAAUUCUAUGUCAUCACCACCUCUUAAAUGUACGCUAAUAAGCCCAAAAAAUGCGUUUUACAUUGCGACGCAACGCGAAUGUCCUAGACACGCUCCUAUCUGAGACUUUACAAAUAUUGUUGGUGUUCAGCAUAAUGGGUUGGCCAUUUAGUGGCAUGCAGCAGUGUGAAACUAAGGGCAUGAAUGCGGAACGAGUGCAACAAGAUAGUAAACAACAACAACAACAACAACUUGAUAUACACCUGCAACACCAACAACAACAAAGCCGCCAACAAUAUCACAAACCAACUUUGCAUAUAACGCAACGCUACACACAAACAGCAGCAAUGUCCUCAAUGCCAGUGGUUGUGGUAGGCAUAGGACCUUCGUCAGAAUUAGCAGCUUGCGCACAUGGUGCAUUGCCAGCAAUAUCCACAUCACAACAAGCAUCCUCGUCAAUGUCGUCAUCAUUAGGCACGCAUGACGUGCACUCGCCGCCUAUGCCAAUAAUUACAAAAGAUUAUCAACACAAAAGUGCGGCCAGCAGCACUGCCAAUGGCAACGUGGCGUAUACGCAACAACCCAUCGCAACAGCCACAUCGUCGUCAGCAGCUAACGAAGCCGCUGCCCAUUUCAGCGUAACUGCUGUUGCAGCCAUUGCCAGUGCCAAGCUGAGUAAUGAAAAUGUUAAUGAUGUUAGUGCUCAGCCUGCGGAUAUCAGCCUAUUAUUAUCGUUGGCGGCCUCUCCACUUGCCCUGCACGCGCUGCAUCGUGUUACAAAAGAUACGCAGCAUAGCAGCGUUAACGCAGAGCUGUCGCCCAUCAGUAGUAGCGAGAGCACAAACGAUUCGCAUGAAAUCGAUAAUAUGGAUUACGUCAUGUCGAAACAUAUUGCUUCGCUGACGCGUCGGACGACGGAUGACGCUGUCAGUGCGAGUUUGAUGAGUGAGGAGAGUGCGACGCCGAGGAUGAAUGCGUACGCUAGUAGUAACAGCAAUAGCAACAAAUACCAUAACAACAACAAUAGUAGCAUAAAUAUCAACGAUUACAAUAGCGAUAGCAGUAAUAAUAAUCAAACACAGGACAAUUUGAUGUCCUUAUCGUUAUUAAGCUUGAACGACCAUAAUAUGGAAAUGUCCGCAAUGAGGCAGGAAAUGGUGGCGGAUAUGUCCUUGACAUCUUCAAAAACAGAGUUAGAGCCAUCAUCAGCGUCAUCAUUGUCAUCAUCCGCCGCAGUAAGCUUAACGGCAGCGGCACAGUCAGCCUCUCUAACAUCAGCCGAUUUAUCUGACUCAUUCGCCGAUAGUGCAAUGGCCGUAAGCACUUCAAAUCACAAAUCGGCAUAUGAUCGAAGUGCCGUCGCCAUCGCCGUCGCCGAAGCAGGUGCUGGUGCUGGUGUGCGCAAUCAAACGACCAACGAAAACCACUACAGCAGCAACAGCAACAACAAUAACAUGCAACAUCUUGGCUCACAGCGCAUCGCUUUGAAAACGACAGCGAAAACAAAAACCACUUUGGCCACCGAGCAGCACCAACAUGCGGCGGUGCACCAGCAGCAGCACAAUUCAAAGUCAAAAUCUUCCGCCACGUUGACUACUGCCGCCACGGCCGCUGUCGGUUCCGGUGCCACAGGACGACAGCGUAGCUCUGUUGCAAAGAAGGUGGAAAGCAAAUACGUACUGCCCAAACCACAGAAGACCGAUGCGCCAAUGCUGAACUACAUUUUCGAUACAUUCUCAUCGGCAAACAAACAUCAUCAUCACGAUCAGAGAUAUGGACCACACUUUGAGGAUGUGCAACGCGUGGGACAGCCAACAAAUAUGACAGUGCAGGCGGGUAGCAGCAUACAUUUGAAUUGCAGAAUAUCGCUGCUGCAAGAUAAGACUGUGUCCUGGGUGCGUCGCAAUGCACAGGGCGAAAAUGCAUUGGAUUUGCUGACGGUCGGUCUGCACACCUACACCGGUGACAAACGCUAUAAAAUGGAGUUUCAAUAUCCGAAUAAUUGGCGCCUGAAAAUAACGAAUGUAAAAAAGGACGAUGAAGCGAUGUAUGAGUGUCAGAUAUCGACACAUCCGCCGCGAGUGAUACAAAUUAAUCUGUUCGUUAAUGCACCCAAAGUGAUGAUUGUUGACGAGUUCGGUGAUCCACUACAGGAAAAAUAUUACGAAAUCGAUUCAACGUUGCAGCUGUCAUGUGUCGUCCGCAAUGUCGCCAUGGCCACAUCGGUCGUGUUCUGGAAGCAUGGCGAUGAUAUACUCAACUAUGAUGUGACGCGCGGCGGUAUCAGCGUUAAAACGGAGCUGAUGGACGAUGGCGCCAAUUCAACAUUAUCCAUAGCGAAAAUCAACAAGUCCGACUCCGGCAACUAUACGUGCGCAAUUAGUGAUUUUCAAAAUUUCAGCAUAGUCGUACACAUACUGAAUGGUGAGAGUUUCGCCGAACUGCAUCACGGCGCUGCGGCACCCAGAGUUCCUAACUCAUUCCACCAGCUGUUAGUUGUUCAUUGUGUGUUACUUAGCUCACUGCUGCUGUUGCUGCUUUUGCCACUACUUUAUGCGCCACAUCAACCGUAUACACUCGGACCCAGGUAAAAGUUACUCAAUUAGCCAAAAGCAGCGGCAACCGUGCAGCGGGCUAUGGAUUGGCGGAAGUGCCAACUGCUAUAGAGAAAAUGGUGAAACGCAUAGCGUUAUAGUUGAAUUUUUAUAAUUUAUCUAAUUGAGUAAGUAAUUGAACAAAAAAAAAAACAAAACAAGGAAUUAAACUGAUAAUUAGUUAACGAGCAUUAUAAAAUAGU
Messenger RNA from Rhagoletis pomonella (apple maggot), 2930 nucleotides. RefSeq names its product GATA zinc finger domain-containing protein 7-like. Gene Ontology annotation, biological process: synapse organization. The record is from RefSeq and is a predicted model, not a curated record. The transcript has 7 exons. The coding region runs from base 205 to 2724 and encodes 839 amino acids. Gene Ontology annotation, cellular component: neuron projection membrane. Lineage: Eukaryota; Metazoa; Arthropoda; Insecta; Diptera; Tephritidae.